AUGUAUGGAGAAAUCAGAGGCAACCAGACUGUUUUCAGUGUGGCGAGGGCAAGCAUAUCCGAACAGUUGCCGUCAAGAUUUGGGAUCUUGUAUGCAGAGGAUAUCCUUGUAACAGAUGGACCUGAUCCUGAAUCCAAAAAAUUGGGCAGAAGCCAAGGAACUAUUGCAACUCAGGACUUGAAGGAGAUCAGAACCUUAGGUGUGAUGAUCAAUGUAGUUUUUACGAACGGCGAGUACAAAGGGAGCACGCUCAGCUGUAUGGGAAGGAUUCUAUUUAUAAACCAAGUAAGAGAGGUCCCAAUCAUUGGAGGCUCGGGAGCCUUCAGGAGGGCGUGGGGCUAUGCACUUCUUACGACUUAUUCUGUCGACGUGUAUGGGAAUAGUUAUGUUGUCGAAUACGAUGCAGUUGUGUAUAAUGAGACAUACACAUAG
Andrographis paniculata is the source of this 432-nucleotide messenger RNA. RefSeq names its product dirigent protein 1-like. The transcript has 2 exons. The coding region runs from base 1 to 432 and encodes 143 amino acids. The record is from RefSeq and is a predicted model, not a curated record. NCBI's taxonomy places the organism in Eukaryota, Viridiplantae, Streptophyta, Magnoliopsida, Lamiales, Acanthaceae.